AUGUUGCCCCCACCCUACCUACUUCCCGUACAAGGAUUCUUAAUCGUUACGGUUGAGACUUCGCUGGUCGGGUAUCGGGCCGGGGGAGCAACUUCUUUGGGAAUAAAUAACAUUGGCGAUCUUCCCGUCGGCAAGAAUUUACAUGAUCACGUCUCUGGGUCCCUGUUCUUGAAGCUCCGCAAUCUGGAAAAAGGACUUGCGAUCGGGUCACCCCUUUUCAACAAGUCGGAGUACUUCACGUCAACUGCAGUGGAUUGGAUCUCUACCAUCACUAUCCCCAAUGAUCUAAUAUCCGCCGCCGCCGCCGACGGAACUGGUCUCGAUGAGCUGUUUGACCCAGGUCCUCGAGCGCAUAUUGAGUUCUUGACAGUUUACGCGCCUAUUGCUGGUGGCGGUACAGAAUACCGACUCCCAUUCGAUGGAACCCAUAUAUCCACACCCACUCUCCUACUACUCCCUACUAGCCGUGGACAAGUCACUCUUGCUUCCAUGAAUGCUACAGAUGAUCCAAUCAUCGACCCGGGGUAUCUAAGUACUGAGGUCGAUCGCGUCCUUUUGCGCGAAGUUUACGUGCGACGAUACGAGCAAUGGGAACCCCACAAGGGCAGGGCGUGGUUGGAGGGGGAAGCCCUCCACCGAGUUUUCCGCAACUCACAAAUUCUAUCAAAAUGCCGGCACAGCAGCCAUGGCACUAUUGUGGACACCGAAUGUAAUGUUAAAGUCAUCAGACGUUUGAGAGUUAGCGAUAUAAGCAUUUUGCCUCUACCUAUAGCGUCACACUACCAGACGGCAAUGUAUGUUAUCGCAGAGGCGACGGCAGCCAUGAUCUUGGAGGACGAGGUCCCCAGGGCGUAG
Molecule: messenger RNA, 855 nt
Organism: Lindgomyces ingoldianus
Lineage: Eukaryota; Fungi; Ascomycota; Dothideomycetes; Pleosporales; Lindgomycetaceae
Exons: 4
Coding region: 1-855 (284 amino acids)
Molecular function (GO): oxidoreductase activity, acting on CH-OH group of donors; flavin adenine dinucleotide binding
Source: RefSeq, a predicted model, not a curated record